AUGCUGACUUAUGCCAAGUAUAAGUCCGGCUAUCAAAAGUCGUCGGUACCCGUGGACAACGAACUCCAACUUCGCACCUCCGCAACUUCUCGGACCUCCUCACAACCUCCACCAAGGCCUCUGCAACCAUCAGUAUACCUAUCAUACAAGUCAAACAUGUCACUCCGACGCUCAGUCAGACUAGGCUCUACCCCAACCCUCAACUCACAAAUACCAGUCCUACAAAGUACAGCGCCAACCAAGACAUCCCGAGUCCAACAUAGCGCAAUAUCCAAACCCCGCAAGACACCCAAGAAACCAACACCAAAACCACAAACAAAAUCCACAUCCUCAUACUGGUCCCCAGAACCAGCACCAACCACGACUAACCCCCAGACAACAAGACCGCAAACACCACCCCUCGACCGCCCCGUCGACCCGCACCGAACAAACGCAACCCUCCGCACCCCCCACGGCACUGCCGUAACCGCCUACCCAGCGCACGCAGAAGAUGCCUCGCCCAGCAAGACAGGUCUCCCCAGACCCAUCGCAACAACAGGUACACUCCUCGACCAAGCAACGGCACACCUCAUAGCUACAGAUCCACGCCUCGCACCCGUCAUAGCGCAACACCCCUGCCCGCUUUUCUCGCCAGCAGGUCUGACAGAAGAGAUUGAUCCGUUCAAUAGUCUGACAAGCAGUAUAAUUGGUCAGCAAGUCUCCGGUGCAGCAGCGAACUCUAUUCGGAAUAAGUUCCUCGCGUUGUUUGAUUUGAUUGUUGGUGAGAAGGGCGGUGAUGGGGGGUGGCAUGCUACAUUCCCGACGCCUGAGCAAGUUGUUAAGGUUGAUAUACCGACCUUGAGGACGGCGGGCUUGUCGCAGCGAAAGGCGGAGUAUAUCCUUGGGUUGGCGGAGAAGUUUGUUAGUGGGGAGCUUGGGGCUAGGAUGUUGGCGAGGGCUUCUGAUGAAGAGCUAUUUGAGAAGCUUAUUGCUGUUAGGGGGCUUGGGAAGUGGUCUGUUGAGAUGUUUGCUUGCUUUGCGCUUAAGCGCAUUGAUGUCUUUUCGACUGGGGAUUUGGGGGUUCAACGGGGAUGUGCUGCCUUUGUUGGACGAGAUGUCAAUAAAAUCAAGGGCAAGGGUGGUGGUAAGUUCAAGUAUAUGUCUGAGACAGAGAUGUUGGAGCUCGCGACUAAGUUUGCGCCGUAUCGAAGUCUGUUUAUGUGGUAUAUGUGGCGGAUUGAGAAUGUUAAUGUGGCUGUUCUUGGGGGUUGA
This is a messenger RNA of Penicillium antarcticum, 1251 nucleotides long. It is a transcript of the gene alkA, whose product is annotated as DNA-3-methyladenine glycosylase II. The record is from RefSeq and is a predicted model, not a curated record. The transcript is spliced from 3 exons. Gene Ontology annotation, molecular function: DNA-7-methylguanine glycosylase activity; DNA-3-methyladenine glycosylase activity; alkylated DNA binding. Gene Ontology annotation, biological process: base-excision repair, AP site formation; DNA alkylation repair; base-excision repair. Gene Ontology annotation, cellular component: protein-DNA complex; nucleus. Lineage: Eukaryota; Fungi; Ascomycota; Eurotiomycetes; Eurotiales; Aspergillaceae. The coding region runs from base 1 to 1251 and encodes 416 amino acids.